Molecule: messenger RNA, 1261 nt
Organism: Solea senegalensis (Senegalese sole)
Lineage: Eukaryota; Metazoa; Chordata; Actinopteri; Pleuronectiformes; Soleidae
Gene: tram2
Product: translocation associated membrane protein 2
Exons: 11
Coding region: 88-1197 (369 amino acids)
Biological process (GO): protein insertion into ER membrane; SRP-dependent cotranslational protein targeting to membrane, translocation
Cellular component (GO): endoplasmic reticulum membrane
Source: RefSeq, a predicted model, not a curated record
CCCGAGCGAGAAAGUUAACUCCUGAACUUCGUAGUCAGAAAAAUUUGUGAUUUAUAAAAUAGCAGGGAAAAACGGCGGUGUGCUGACAUGGCAUUUCGCCGCAGAAACAAGAGCUAUCCUUUCUUCAGCCAAGAGUUCUUAAUUCAGAACCAUGCCGACAUCGUCUUCAGUUUUGUGAUUUUCAUUUUGAUUGGAUUGAUGUUUGAGGCAACAGCCAAGACGGCCAUACUGUUCAUUCAGCCUCAGUACAACGUCACCACACUGUCACCAGAGGGAGAGGUGACGCUGUAUCAUUACGGAUGGAAAGACGGCGCCACCAUCCUCUUCUACUUCUUCAUUGCCAUCAUACUCCAUGCGGUUGUGCAGGAGUAUCUCUUGGAUAAAGUCAACCGGCGACUUCACCUCUCCAAAAGCAAGAAUACCAAGUUCAAUGAGUCGGGUCAGCUGUGCGUGUUCCACUUGGUUUCGAGUGUUUGGAGUUUUUACGUUCUCAUAACAGAAGGAUAUCUCCUGCAUCCCAGCAGCCUUUGGGAGAAUUAUCCCCAUGCACACCUCAGGUUUCAAGUGAAGUUUUUCUACCUCACUCAGUUGGCUUACUGGCUCCAUGCCUUGCCAGAGCUCUACUUCCAGAAAGUACGCAAGGAAGAGAUGCCUCGCCAGUUGCAGUACAUCUGCCUCUAUCUGCUACACAUCUCUGCAGCCUAUUUGUUAAAUUUGAGUCGUGUGGGUCUGGUUCUCCUCUUCCUCCAGUAUCUAUCAGAGCUGGGCUUCCACAUUGCCAGACUUUUCUACUUCACUGACGAGAAUCAUCAGAAAAUGUUUGACCUGUGGGCGAUUGGCUUCGUGUUCACACGGAUGGCCACUCUGACCCUAAUGUUCCUGGCUGUCGGGUUUGGUUUAGCUCGCACCGAGAACCAGGGCCUGGACUUGGAGAUGGGAAACUUCAACACUUUACUGAUUAGGAUGACCGUUCUACUGCUGGUGUGUUUGACCCAGUCUUGGCUUCUAUGGAAGUUCAUCCGCUUCCAGCUCAGGCGCUGGAGGGAAUUCAGACACGAACAGGCCGUCCGCAAGAAGGCAGCGCCCAAACAGCCCCUACGGACACUUAAGAGAGACUCGCUCGGUCACCACGAAAAUGGAGUCCUUAAAGCUGAGAACGGAGCCUCUCCUCGGACUAAAAAACUCAAAUCACCCUAAGAGGAUGCACAGACUGACCUGAACCAAGUGGCCUUAACCGAGACUAAGAUGUGUCAACAGCCUA